AAUUUCAUUUUCAUUGUAGUAAUCCACCUUGAAAGCAAUGUGGGCCCAUCAUUCAUUUGUUUUUGUCACUCUCAACGACCCUCCAUUUCAAAAAGCAGAUAGCAACCCAUAUCAAGUUGGCCCGCCAAACACUAACACCUUUCCUCCCACACACUCUCCCUUCCCUCUCCACUCCUAUCUCUCUUCUCCUCCACAUACCUAUAAAUACAUCUCAACCCUCCAUCACAUCCAUCCACAUACAUGACCAUGGACUGGUUCUCAUGGCUGUCGAAAACAGGCCUCGAGCCAUCGCUGGUUUACGAGUACGGCCUUGCCUUCGCCCACAACGAGCUCGAGGAAGAGGACAUCACAUACUUCAACCAUGAAUUCCUGCAAAGCAUAGGCGUCUCCAUCGCCAAACACAGGCUAGAAAUCAUCAAGCUCGUUGAGAAGGAGAGCGGUCGGCGCCCGCGGCCGAUGUCGAGGCUCCUCACAAUGAUCAAGAAGACAAAGAGGUGCUUGGCUAAGUGCAUCCAUGCAUGGCUCCACCGCAAUGACUCGGCGAUCAUCGUCGUACCGACAAAGGCGUAUGGGAAACGGUGGAGAGGAGCACUGUUGAAGAGGAAUAAGAGGAUGAUGAUGGUCAAACAAGCGAGCUUGAUGAUCACUGAUGGGAGCGUGGGUGUAGGUGGGCCACCCAUCGUUGGUGGGGUGAGCCCGGUUGUUCAUGAUCUUGGAAAGGAGGAUGAAGCUUGCGACGAUCCGUGUUGGUCGGCGGGCGGUGUGGAGGAGAUCAGGUGGGCCUCUAUGUUUCAAGACUUGAAACCAACAUAAGGUGUUUUUCUUGUUUCUUAGUUUAUGUUUUUUCUUGUUUUUUGGAUGGUGAGAGAUGCUUUUUUCUUGUUCUUCCACCAGCGAGAUUUUGUUAAGAUCACAUGUACUAGUGUGGUUCAUACGUGCGAGAUCUGAGCCACUCAUCAUUCAUCAGAAGGUUCACGCUGUGAACACUCUCCGGCCUCAAAUUCAGAUGGAUCCCUCACACGGAAAGCACAAAAACUCAAAACCCAGUUGAGUCGAGUCAACUCAACUCAGUUGAGUUCUCUAAAAAACUCCUACGAGUUUUUGAGUAAUAUUUAAAGUUUUAAAGAGUAUAAAUAGUGAUGAGUUUUUGCGAGUAUAGUCGAAUUUUAUCGAGUUUUGCUGUGUUUUCUUUAGUCAAGCUGAGUUUUUCUCAACUUUUGACUGAGUCGUGACUAGAUUGAGUUUUCUGAGUCUUGGUGGAAUCUGGUUGAGCCAGAAAGAGAGAGAGAGAGAAAAUAUCACCCAUGUAAAAGAGAGCAGCGAGUCUCUCUCUCACCGCACGGCCAGACAUGUGGGUAUCCCUGUCGUUUUUCUAAUCCGACAGCUGGUAUUAUGGGUGUGAAAAAGGGUUAUACAUAUGAGCAGAAGUACGAAGGUGAUCUUUUCUCUAUGUCUGUGCUGUGUAGAUCUCCACACAUGAUGAGUGGACCACCUAAUGAGCGGCACGGAUCUUGUACAUGUGAGCCAGACUGGCAUUUGUACUGCGAAUCACUUCUUCAAGGUCUCCUGGCGCGGAUUCCUUCAGCAUUUCUCUCCUUUUUCUUCUUUUUCUUUGUUUUAAAUGGGUCAUGAGACGACCCACCUUAGCACUAAGGGGUGCUGUUGUCAUCAUGCGACUGUCUAUUCUGUUGUUUUUUUUAUAAGUGAUGUGAUGAUAUGAGAAAAAUAUCAAAGGUUACUGUUGAUGGGAA
Magnolia sinica is the source of this 1751-nucleotide messenger RNA. RefSeq lists its product as uncharacterized. The record is from RefSeq and is a predicted model, not a curated record. Bases 241 to 813 code for a protein of 190 amino acids. The transcript has a single exon. NCBI's taxonomy places the organism in Eukaryota, Viridiplantae, Streptophyta, Magnoliopsida, Magnoliales, Magnoliaceae.